Messenger RNA from Zophobas morio, 1282 nucleotides. Its product is annotated as serpin B3-like. NCBI's taxonomy places the organism in Eukaryota, Metazoa, Arthropoda, Insecta, Coleoptera, Tenebrionidae. Gene Ontology annotation, molecular function: serine-type endopeptidase inhibitor activity. The coding region runs from base 109 to 1260 and encodes 383 amino acids. The record is from RefSeq and is a predicted model, not a curated record. The transcript is spliced from 3 exons.
ACGCAUUUCCCGUGAUAACACCAGUUCUGAGAAAAUAGUUUGUAUGCAUGUCUGAAUCCGCAUUUUUUUAACUAGUUUUAAGCUUCAACAUCGUGUGCAAAUUAUACAAUGUCUACCGUAUCAACUCCUGCACCGGCGACACAAAUCCUGCAAUCAAGUAUAACCUUCACCAGUAAACUUUACCAAAUUUUAGCAAAGAAGCAUGGGAAUGUGUUCUUUUCGCCGAUUAGCUUACAUGCUGCCCUGGCAAUGGUGUAUAUAGGAGCCCAAGAAGCAACAGCGACAAUUUUAGAAGAAGUUCUUCAGUUUCCAGGAAAGGCAUCUACAGCGUCGGGUUAUAGAUGGAUUUUAAACCACUUGAGAACUACUAACGAAGUGAAUUUGCACAUUGUCAAUAAAAUGAAUACCAGAGGAAAACAAAUCUUUCUUGAAGAAUUUAGCAAAAGUAUGCAACAAUAUUUUGGUUCAGAGGUGGUAAAUUUGGGUUUUAGAAGUAACAGUGAAGUGGUGAAACAAAUCAACGAAUGGGAAAAGCUUAUUGACAAGGAAGUGUUGAACGAAAAUACAGUUUUGUUUGUGUUAAGUACUUUUUAUUUUAAAGCACCGUGGAAUCACAGCUUUAAGGAAGAUGAAACUGUGCUUCAUCCCUUUUAUCUGGAUAAUGACGAAGUAGUGGAAGUACAAAUGAUGCGAGGAGGAAAGCGCGGGUUUUAUAAAGACGACGUCAAACUAAAAUGUCAGAUACUGUUUAUACCCUACAAGGAACGAUGGAUCGAAAUGGGAAUUAUCCUGCCUUGGGAAAAAAACGGGAUUAAAGACCUGGAAGCUAAACUAGCAACUGUUAAUUUUGCCGACGUAAUUGUAAAAAAUUUAACAGAAGAAAACCUGGAUAUCUCCUUGCCUAAAUUUAAGUUUGAAUAUUCUUCUGAUUUGGUCGACUCUUUCAAAGAAAUGGGUCUCGAGAUCCUUUUUGACAAGAAAGCUAACUUAGACGGAGUUAUUAAAACUGAAAAUGGAGUGUCGUUAUCAGUGGUCCAUAAAUGUUUCACUGAAGUCACCGAAGAAGGGAUGGAAGCAGAAGAAAUUAAAGCGAGGUCAAUCAAAAAGGGAAAAUGUCGCGUAAUAAUACCUUUAACUGCUUUCGUGGUAGAUCAUCCUGCCAUCUUCGUCCUUGUAGAAGGCAGAACUGAAAAUAUGAACAUAUUAUACUGCGGAAGACUUUCUAACCCAAGUAGUGAGUCUGAAAAAUUUCCACAAUGAAUAAUGUAGAUUUUUCAUCGUG